AUGAAUCCGUGUGUUGUUCCAACAAUUCCCUUUGAUGGCGACGAGGAAUGGAAAAUUCAACACAAACGAUAUGUGGCCGAAGCCAAAGCCAAAGACCCGGAUGUUAUCUUAAUUGGUGCUUCUAUUAUUCAAUUAAUUCAAUGUUAUCCAAUAUGGAAUGAUAAAUUUGUACCAUUAAAAAGUCUAAAUUUUGGAAUUUGUGGUGAUCGAACUCAAGAUGUGUUAUGGAGAGUGAAAAAUGGCAUUCUUGAUCACAUAAAACCUAAAGUUUGUAUUCUUAAUGUUGGAUCAAACAAUGUUGAUAAUACUCCUGCUCAAAUUUCAGAUGGUAUAUUGGCUAUUGUUGAUGAAAUUAGAUCAAAACUUCCUGAUUGCUACAUUAUAAUCAUAGGAAUAUUACCACGUGAUCCUUAUCCAAGUCCAUUGAGAAUUUUGGGAACUCAAGUAAAUGAAAUUUUGAGUGGAAAAGUGAAAAGCAUUUUCAAUGUUGAAUUGUUCAAUUCUCAUUUGCUACAACCAGAUGGUACAUUAAGUCAAGAUGAUGCGCCAGAUUUUCUUCAUCCGUCUGAAAUAGGUUAUCGUAAAAUAUUCAAUCCAAUUUUUGAGCGUCUUAAAAAAAUUCUAGAUGACUGA
Macrosiphum euphorbiae (potato aphid) is the source of this 633-nucleotide messenger RNA. The record is from the annotation of a GenBank genome assembly. Lineage: Eukaryota; Metazoa; Arthropoda; Insecta; Hemiptera; Aphididae.